Molecule: messenger RNA, 7125 nt
Organism: Trachemys scripta elegans
Lineage: Eukaryota; Metazoa; Chordata; Testudines; Emydidae
Gene: NRG1
Product: neuregulin 1
Exons: 9
Coding region: 632-2704 (690 amino acids)
Biological process (GO): nervous system development; intracellular signal transduction; activation of transmembrane receptor protein tyrosine kinase activity
Molecular function (GO): chemorepellent activity; protein tyrosine kinase activator activity
Source: RefSeq, a predicted model, not a curated record
AAACCUCUGUGUAAUGAUAUUGUUUGCAGUGAUGCUCCGAGAGCAGGCACCUGCUGCUCUGUAAUGAUUCAGCCUGUUUCAGCCCUCGCUUUAACACAACAGGAUGCUGUUGCUACUGUCACUGUUACCUCCGCCGCUGCUGCCGCCGGUGCUGCUCUUCCUGAUUUUGCUUUUGCUUCUGCUGCAUGACAAUUGUUUUCUUCAUCUAAGCAGACACCAGCCUCAGACGCUCAAGGUGAGGAGCCAGCCUUUCGCUCUGGGCUAUUGGUUCACUUAAUCCAACAAUUUGUGCUUUCUUUGGUGCGGUUCUCCCACCUUGCACCACCCCCAACACUCCCCUCGGACGAGCUGGGAUGGCUUGAGAGGCAUUGAAGGAAUUAUAAAAGUGGCCAGGAAAUGGGAGCUAAAUAAUUACUAAGCAACUCUAUUUCUUGUUUAAUAGGAGAGGGUUUUUUUAUUUUUAUCCUCUCCCAGUUCAGAUGAUGUUCUUGAACUUGGACUCUCUACUGACUCCCACUGUGUGAUUUUUUCCAGAGUUGGGUGAUUUGAUUUUUGCCCCUCUCAUAAUAAUGGACUGUGAUAGAGUUAGGGCCUUUUGGAGGUGAGCUGGUUGAAAUUUUUAUGCUUAAAUAUGUCUGAAGUAUCGGCAGAGGCUUUUCCCCACUCCUCGACUCAGCUGAACCCUGCUGCAUCUCUCGAAGGGCUCCCAGCUGAGGACAACAUGUCAGGGAUGCAAACAGAGGACGGGAGGGUCCAGGGAAUAGCAGGCCUUGCCGCUACUUGCUGCGUGUGCCUGGAGGCAGAGCGAUUGAGGGGCUGCCUCAACUCUGAAAAGAUCUGCAUCGUCCCUAUCCUGGCUUGCCUUCUCAGCCUGUGCCUCUGCAUUGCUGGCCUCAAGUGGGUGUUUGUAGAUAAAAUUUUUGAGUAUGAUUCUCCUACCCACCUCGACCCUGGGAGGAUAGGGCAAGACCCAGUGAUUUCAGUGGAACCUACUGCUCUGUCUGCUUGGGUGCCUUCAGUGGUGCAUACCUCACCUUUCCCAGCACCGAGCCCUGAAACCAAGGUUGAAGUUACAGUGCAAGCUGAUAGUUCGCUAGUGCCCUCCGAGCCUUUCCUCUCCCCUUCUCCGCAUAACCGUGUCUUAGAUUUUUCAUUGUUGUCCUCCGCCGCACCUUCCUUCCCUCCGCCCACGCUGGAGCCUGAGGUGAGAGAGGCUACCACCCUGUCUCAGGCACAACCAACAGAAACUAAUCUCCAAAUCGCUCCAAAACUUUCCACUUCUACAUCGACUACUGGGACAAGUCAUCUCACAAAAUGUGACAUAAAGCAGAAAGCCUUCUGUGUCAAUGGGGGAGAGUGUUACAUGGUCAAAGACCUUCCAAAUCCCCCCCGAUAUUUGUGCAGGUGCCCAAAUGAAUUUACUGGUGAUCGCUGCCAAAACUACGUAAUGGCCAGCUUCUACAAGCAUCUUGGGAUUGAAUUUAUGGAAGCAGAGGAACUAUACCAGAAAAGGGUCUUGACCAUAACUGGCAUCUGCAUUGCCCUCCUUGUAGUUGGCAUCAUGUGUGUUGUGGCCUACUGCAAAACCAAGAAGCAACGGAAAAAGUUGCACGAUCGUCUUAGGCAGAGCCUGCGCUCUGAGCAGAACAACAUGGUGAACAUGGCCAAUGGGCCCCACCAUCCCAAUCCACCGCCCGAAAACGUCCAGCUAGUAAAUCAGUAUGUAUCUAAAAAUGUAAUAUCCAGUGAACACGUCAUUGAGAGAGAGACAGAGACGUCGUUUUCCACAAGUCACUACACCUCGACAACGCAUCACUCCACCACUGUCACCCAGACGCCCAGCCAUAGUUGGAGUAACGGUCAGACGGACAGCAUUAUCUCAGAAAGCCACUCGGUGCUUGUGAGUUCUUCUGUAGAGAACAGCAGGCACACGAGCCCAGCAGGACCCAGAGGACGCCUCAGCGGCAUAGGAGGUCCACGAGAUUGCAACAGCUUCCUGAGGCAUGCAAGAGAGACCCCUGACUCCUACCGAGAUUCGCCUCACAGCGAAAGGUAUGUAUCAGCUAUGACCACACCGGCUCGCAUGUCACCUGUUGAUUUCCACACUCCAAGUUCUCCAAAGUCCCCCCCUUCAGAAAUGUCUCCACCGGUAUCCAGUUUAACUGUAUCUGUCCCUUCUGUGGCGGUCAGUCCCUUUAUGGAAGAGGAGAGGCCUCUGCUUCUGGUGACGCCACCUCGGUUACGGGAGAAGUAUGACCAUCACAUUCAGCAGUUCAAUUCCUUCCACCACAACCCCGCCCAUGAGAGCAACAGUCCGCCACCUAGUCCUCUGAGGAUAGUAGAGGACGAGGAAUAUGAGACCACACAAGAGUAUGAGCCCGCACGGGAGCCUCCAAAGAAACUAGUCAACAGCCGGAGGGCAAAAAGAACAAAGCCCAACGGCCACAUUUCCAACAGAUCAGAAGUGAACACCGACACAAGCUCUGAGAGCAGUAGCUCUGAGAGUGAAACAGAAGACGAAAGAAUAGGUGAGGAUACACCUUUCCUGAGCAUACAGAACCCCAUGGCAACCAGCCUAGAGCCAGCCACUGCAUACCGCCUGGCUGACAGCAGGACUAACCCAACUAGCCGGUUCUCCACACAGGAAGAAUUACAAGCAAGGUUGUCCAGUGUAAUAGCUAAUCAAGACCCUAUUGCUGUAUAAAACAUAAACAAAACGCAUAGAUUCACAUGUAAAACUUUAUUUUAUAUAAUGAAGUAUUCCACCUUUAAAUUAAACAAUUUAUUUUAUUUUAGCAAAUUCCACUAAUAGAAAACAGGAGGGGGAAAAAAACUUUUAUAAAUUAAAUAUAUGUAUGUACAAAUGUGUUAUGUGCCAUAUGUAGCAAUUUUUUACAGUAUUUCAAAAAUGAGAAAGAUAUCAAUGGUGCCUUUAUGUUAUGUUAUGUUGAGAGCAAGUUUUGUACUGUUACAGUAAUUGCUGUUCCACGGUAUUUUGCAGAAUCUUCCGACCUUCAGUUCUCCUGGCUUUUUUGUGCAUUGCGUCAUGGUAACUGGACGUAUGAUUUGCAAGAAUUGCAAAAGUCCCUAUGUUUGCUUGUAGUAGACUGCCCCCCCCCCAAUCAAAAUACGCUGUAAUGACAUACCCACCAACAAAACAAGACUGUUGUCUUCUAUAAGAGGUUUUAUUUGCUUUCCGUAUCUGAAAUGAGUUGUGUCUGCUCUCUGCCAGCCAAAAGGUUUGCUUCAUUGGGCACUGGAAUAAUAGUACAUCAAAAGCAUGCUACUAUUAAUGACAGCAGGAUAACAAAAAUUGCAUUAAAUAAUGUUACAUAGUAGAAAGAGAGUAAUACUGUGAUUUUAAACUGAAUAUAUUAUUAAUCAGAGAUCAGCUUGUACUCACUAGGAACUGUCAUUACAUUUUUUUCCAGAUAUUAAUUGUCCUAGUUAUCCCUUAGGAAAUGGGCUCAGAGUAGCAGAGGCUGUGAACCCGGUAGUCUACAAAAGAACAAGAUUUCUAUUAGCUUAAGUUACUGGGAAAAACACACCAGGUAUCUGUAACCAGACAAGGAAACGAACUAGCUGGGAAAAAAAGCCACCAAUAAAAGUGUAGCCAUUUUUACCUGUAUUUUAAUGUUGAUUUUUAAUAGACAGUUAUUCUUUGUUUUCAAAGGGACACAGUGAGAACCACACCCCCCCAGCAAACCUGUAACCAUAACUAUUCUGUGACUUGUUGGAGCUGCUCUUAGUAGGAGAGUCAUACUUGUCCAUAGAAAUGACUUGCAGCCAAAUCAAUUUGCUGAAUAGUUAAAAGGAAUCCUGGUGGGAAAGACAGAGCAGAAGACGCAUUGAGUUCAUAUCUGGUGACCUGAUUUUUUUUUAAUAGUUCUAUGAAAAGCCCAUUUCUGUAAACAAACACGCUGCGUUGAUUAGCCCCACAAUGUGCAUGGGUAUUUGUGCAUGUGACCAGGGAUUGCAUUAGAAUCUUUGACUGGUAAUAGCCAAGUUGUGGUAUCAAUACUGGAGUUAUUGCCCCCUUUCAGACAGAAGCAAAUCGCCUCUUUUGCACCGAAUCCUGAUCAGUUUAGUGGGGUGACCCCCUCUCCUUUGAGUUUGAUUUGACAUUCAGCUGGCACAAUGCAGACUCAGGGCUGAUAUAAAUAGCAAGCGUUCUGCAUGGACCCCUGGGAGUAUGACUAGGAGAACAUCAGUGCUGUAAGUAUGACGGAUCCUAAAUAGGAGGCAUUCCAGGACAACAAAAAUUUCAGCCAUGAUUUACUCUUCCUUCCGAUCCCAGUUACACUGAUGUAAAUCCGAAUCUAUCAAGGCAAUUAUGCCAGAUAUACACCAGUGGAACUAAGAUCGCAAUUCAGCAAACCUCUAAGCACAUGCUUAUCUGUGGCAUGUGCUCAAGUCCCAUUGACAGCAAUAGGACGUGAGUAAAGUUAAGCACCCACUGAAGUGCUUUGCUGAACAGGGUUGGACAGCUCAUUCCAGCAGAAUCUGGCCAAUUGUGGUAAAUGAAGCUACUCAGGACUCUGGAUGAAGGCGGGGAGUGACAGUCCUGUAUUAUCAAAACAGACAGCAUCAGCUUCACUUUUGCUGUGAGAGGAGAGUUCUUAGCCAUCUGAUCAAGCAGACUGAGAGCUUAGGACAGUAGGGAAAUAGUGACAAGAUUACAAGGGAGAAUCUUUCUGAUGGAAGGGAAAGCAAGGGGAGGUGAUUUUCAGUGAGAGAGCUCAGGCAGUGGGCUCAGUUGUACUUGCAUAUCGCUGCGCAUUUAAAAAGCAUAUGGGAGACUGCAGAGUUUUUAAUUAAUGUGUUACCAAGACUCAGAUCCCUUCCCAGUUUUCCCUCCUCUUUUGUAUUCAUUGCUGUAUUUUCACUGUGCUUACCAGUGUCUUUGUAUUGCAUCUGCACAGAACCAGGGCCCUGUGUAAAUUCUGAAUGCCUGGCACUCAUUUCAUAUGUUAGUCAUUAUUAUUGUUGUAGCAGUCUCCGCAGAGUCCAGGGCCCCAUUGUGCUAGGAACUGUACAAACAGAUAGUAAGAAGAAGUGGCUGGGGUUUUCAAAGAGGCCUACGUGAUUUAGGAACAAAAGUCUUAUUGUCUGUCAAUGGGACUUGUUCUCCCAAGUCACUUAGGCGCUUUUGAAAAUUCAACCCAGUCCUGCCCCAGUGAGUUUACUAAAUAGACUAGACAGCCAAAGUGUGGGAGGGGAAAGAGAGGGAAACUGACCUGCCCAAGGGUGCACCACUGGGAAUAGAGCCCCGAUCUCCUGGGUCUGCAUUCAGUGCCCCAUCCACUGAAUCACACCAUGUCUUGGUGACCUUUGCGGCUUCUCACAGAUUAAUGGUGGGGGGGGGAGGGUGAUCACAUGAAAGCAGAGUAAAUUACUUACAACAUUGAAAGUAUUAUCAAAGAUUACAGAAGGGCACUACAAAAUGGAAGUCUGUGCCUUGUGCACGUGGAACACCUGGGGAAAUCUGUUACAUUCUUCUGAUUGCAUUGUCUAGCUCUCAAGCCAAAGGAGCUGCCCCAGCAUACAGGGGGAGUGACGCACAACAGAGCACGAGCCCUGAGAGCUUUAAGCUGGGGUUUUCAGAGAUGCGUGUGCUCAACGAGUGUCAAUGGGAGCUGGCUCCCUUUGGAAAUCCCAGCAAAAACCAAACCUGUGUUAAGUCAGUAGAGUUACCCUGGUUUUGCACCAGCAUAACAUAGCAGAAUUUGGCCUCUUGCAUGAGCCAUAUUAGUAAUACGUACUGAGAAUGGUAGGACACAGCUCUGCACAGUCUGAGUCGAGGUUAACGAACCAGUAACAUGGCUAACCCUGACGCUGCUGCGGCCUGUUGCCUCCUGGAGACGGGCUUGAGCCUGCAAGAGGUGCUGAGCAAUCCCUGGACCUGCUGCUCACCUCACAAGACUGACGGGGUGGAAAUUCAGCUCUCAGCAUUAGAGCAAACAUGCUUUCCGGUGACAGGCCAAGUCAUCUCUUGGGGUCAUUUGCUGCACUCUCUGUGCUACUGGGGUCCCUUUAACAAUGUACAACCCUCUGGCAGCCAUGCCGGCCCUCUGCUAAAACUCACAGUAAGUGCAACAGCAAUCCGAGGGGAACGAAGACUCUGUGGCUGUAAAACCACCCUGAGUUCUAUGACCAUGACAUUUACCCCACCAGGACGUAUUUAUUCUGAGCAGUUUUACAUUUUGGGAAAUUCUGCAUGAUUAGAGGAUCCCGUCAGGGGUGGACAAUGGAAAGUGGUGCGUAAAACAUGGUGGGGGCCCGAUCCUCAGCUGGUGUAGAUCAGUACAGCGUCACGGCUGCUGAUUGACACUAGCUGAGAAUCUGGUCCUUUAUCCUCACAUUUGUGUUUUCCCCCAUCUCCCACCUCAUCCCACAAAAUUUCUCCCUGGGUGUGAAAGGACCAGCAUUUCUCUUUGCUUUGCCAGGGAAACAAUAAAACUUCCUUUCCUGUCUCUUGUUUCAUGACAAUGAAGCAUCGUCUCCUGUUUUCAUCCAGCUACUAUAUCUUUGUACGGAUUAUGAACCAUUACUCGUGCAUUCAGAACAGCAAAUCUGUGCCUGCUAAACGGGCAAGUCGCCCCUGGCAAACAUAAACAAAGCCUGUUCUCUGUCUUCGAUACUGGCUAGAUUCCAUCAGCCACAUUGAUUUCCAAGGAGAAGAGCACCUAUGAAAUGCUGCAGAGAAAUGCAGACAAAGAAAAUGGCCACAUAUCAUUAUUUUAAUGAUAUAUUCUGUUGUAAAUACAUCUUGUACAUACUUGAAUGUUUUCCUCCAUCAUUUAUUGUCUUUCUGAGUUACGUGUCAAUGAUGCUCUCUCAGUUCCUUGUGUAACACUGUAAAUACCAUAAUGUCCUUUAUUAUUUAUACUUAGGCAUUUAACACAGAGAGAGAUGGCUUCAUAUUAUUUUAAGCUAUAUGUCAGAAAUAGGGUUUGUUUUCCUUUUGCUUUAAAAUUGUCAUGUAUCCUCUUGUUUCUCUUUUCCUUUAAAAAAAAAAAUAAUUUAUUGUUGAGAAGAGAGGAUUGUAUCUGUAAUGAAACUGUUCAAAGAAUGCACCCUGGAAGGCCGCAAGGUACUGAUAAACUAAAGAAUUUAUUAUCCCAA